This is a messenger RNA of Xyrauchen texanus (razorback sucker), 2967 nucleotides long. RefSeq lists its product as uncharacterized. The record is from RefSeq and is a predicted model, not a curated record. Lineage: Eukaryota; Metazoa; Chordata; Actinopteri; Cypriniformes; Catostomidae.
AUCAAGUGGCCAGCAGCUAACAUGACCUCACUGUGGAACCAGUUUGACAUUGAUGUCGACCAGAUUCUGGAGACCACCAUCAGGGGAGAUGUCAACAGGAAACUUCAAGCCAUGACAACGAUUAUCAUCAGCAUUGCAUAUGAACGGUUCGGAGAAGAGGUGAAUGAAGGAGGCUCGAAAGUAUCUCACUCAAAUAACCAAUGUGAGGAGAGAAUCCAUAACAUCAGACAGGAGAUGAAGAUCCUGAAGCGGCAGUACAGGCAGGCAGGAAAGGAGGAGCGAAUUGGCUUGGCACAGCUGAUGAGCAUCCUACGAAAAAAGAUCAGGAUCCUCCGUCAGGCAGAGUGGCACCGAAGGCGCCGCCGCGAAAGAGCCCGAAAGCGAGUUGCAUUCAUUGCCAACCCCUUUAAGUUCACUAAGGAGCUGCUAGGGCAGAAGUGUAGCGGCCAGCUGAUCUGCUCUCAGGAGGAGAUUGAUCACCUGAAGGAAACAUACAGCAACCCAGCAAGAGAGCAAGAGUUGGGGGAGUGCAGCACUCUGAUAGAUCCUCCUGGGCCAAGUGUGCAGUUCAACAUGUCAGAGUUGCACCUAAAGGAGGUUCGAGAGGUUGUCGAGAAAGUGCGAGCAAGCUCUGCUCCAGGACCAAGCGGUACUUCAUACAAAGUGUACAAGAACUGUCCUAAACUCCUGCUGCGCCUGUGGAAAAUCCUGCGUGUCAUCUGGAGGAGGGGCAGGAUUCCUGAACAGUGGAGAGUUGCCGAAGGGGUCUGGAUUCCGAAGGAGGAGAACUCCAAGAAGAUAGACCAGUUCCGCAUCAUCUCCCUGUUGUGUAUUGAAGCUAAGAUCUUCUUCAGUGCUGUCUCUAACCGGCUGAGCACCUUCCUCUCAAAGAACAGGUUUAUUGAUACAUCAGUUCAGAAGGGUGGAAUAGCAGGAAUGUCUGGAUGUUUGGAACACACAGGAGUGGUAACACAGCUCAUCAGAGAGGCCAGAGAGAACAAGGGCAAUCUGUCAGUGCUGUGGCUCGAUAUGGCAAAUGCUUAUGGCUCAGUACCACACAAGUUGGUGCAGCUCACUCUGACAAAAUAUCAUGUCCCCAGCAGAGUCAGAGACCUCAUCGCUGACUAUUACAACAAUUUCAGGAUGAGAACCUCUUCAGGAGCAGUGACAUCAGGCUGGCACAAGGUCGAGAUCGGAAUCAUCACGGGAUGUACCAUCUCCGUUAUUCUGUUCUCCCUGGCCAUGAAUAUGCUCACAAAGUCUGCUGAACCAGAGUGCAGAGGGCCAAAGACGAAGUCAGCUCAACGUCAGCCACCGAUCAGAGCAUUUAUGGACGACCUCACGGUCACCACAGAAUCAGUUCCAGGCUGCCGGUGGAUUAAAAUACGGAUGCAUUUUAAACCAGCCAAGUCAAGAUCGAUGGUGCUGAGAAGAGGAAAGGUGGAUGAGAAAUCCCGGUUUAGCGUCGCAGGUUUAAUAAUCCCGACCAUCACUGAGAAGCCUGUCAAGAGCUUAGGCAAGGUGUUUGACAGCACCCUGAGGGACUUUGCAUCAAUCCAGUCAACCUGCAUUGAGCUGGACAUGUGGCUGAAGUCAGUGGACCGGUCUGGAUUGCCAGGGAAGUUUAAAGCUUGGCUAUACCAGCAUGGCAUUCUUCCCAGGAUCCUGUGGCCACUACUCGUCUACGAAGUGCCAAUCUCGACUGUGGAAACCCUAGAGAGGAAGGUCAGCAGCCACCUCAGAAGAUGGCUGGGGCUUCCAAAAAGUCUAAGUAGCAUCGCACUUUACGGGCACCGCAACAAACUGCAACUGCCGCUCAAGUCCUUGGAGGAGGAGUUCAAAGUAACAAGAGCUAGGGAAGUGUUGAUAUACAGAGACUCAAGUGAUCCAAAGGUGGCAACGGCUGGGGUUGAAGUGAGGACUGGUCGGAAGUGGAAGGCUGAGGAGGCUGUUCGACAAGCAGAGGCAAGAUUACACCACAAAAGACUGGUGGGGGUGGUUACAAGAGGCAGGGCUGGACUGGGUUCCUUUUCAACUCCCCACAUUGACACCACCAAAGGGAAGGAAAGGCGCUGCCUUGUCCAGGAGGAGGUGAGAGCAGUGGUCGAGGAGGAGAGAACCUGCAGGACAGUAGGAAUGAGGCAACAGGGCGCCUGGACACGAUGGGAGAACACGAUCGAGAGGAAGGUGACAUGGGCGGAGCUAUGGAAGGCAGAGCCACAUCGGAUCAAGUUUCUUAUCCAGGCAGUAUACGAUGUGCUUCCCAGCCCAUCAAACCUUCACAUAUGGGGCAAAGUGGAGUCUCCAGCAUGCCCACUGUGUUCCAAGCGUGGAACCCUAGAGCACAUUCUGAGUUGCUGCUCAAAGGCACUGGGAGAGGGAAGGUACAGGUGGAGACAUGACCAGGUACUGAAGGCCAUUGCUGAAGCCAUUGCUACAGGAGUCGAGUGGGCAAAGCACUCCCGCCCCUCCAAACAAGCCAUCACCUUCGUCAGAGCUGGAGAGCAGCCAAAACCAGCCGCAAAUACAUCUGCAGGCAUCCUGGCCACUGCGAGGGACUGGCAGCUGUUGGUGGACUUGGAGCGGCAACUCAAGUUCCCCAACCACGUUGUGACCACCUCCUUAAGACCAGAUGUCGUUCUCUUGUCUGAGUCCACCAAACAAGUGGUUCUGUUGGAGCUUACAGUCCCUUGGGAAGAUCGCUUGGAGGAGGCCUUUGAGAGGAAGCUUACCAAGUACGAAGGACUAGUCAGCGAGUGUCGACAAGCCGGAUGGAGAGCAAGGUGUCUUCCAAUAGAGGUAGGAUGCAGGGGCUUUAUAGCCCGAUCCCUGUCCAGAGCCUUAAGUCUGUUAGGCAUUGAUGGAGUGCGGAGGAGAAGAGCCAUCCGCAAUACCACUGAAGCGGCAGAGAAAGCCUCAAGAUGGCUAUGGCUCAAGAGAAGAGAUCCAUGGGGGCAGGGUAGCUAG